Messenger RNA from Drosophila kikkawai, 2504 nucleotides. Its product is annotated as facilitated trehalose transporter Tret1. Gene Ontology annotation, molecular function: sugar transmembrane transporter activity. Gene Ontology annotation, biological process: carbohydrate transport; transmembrane transport. The record is from RefSeq and is a predicted model, not a curated record. NCBI's taxonomy places the organism in Eukaryota, Metazoa, Arthropoda, Insecta, Diptera, Drosophilidae. Gene Ontology annotation, cellular component: membrane.
UUCAGUUUCGGUUUCAGAAUCGAGAAACUCAGUUCAGUUGCCUGCGAAUCGCUGAGCCACACGGACGUGCCUCGUGGCCAUACCACACACUGGCAGUUGAGUUGGAAAAUCCCACCGAAUCCCAAAAGACUAUGCAUUUUCUGUUGCUGGCAAGCCAGAGAAGAAGAACAGCCAGAACUGGCAGACUAGGCAGCGACAGCUCUCCCGACGGCUCUGGAAGGCACUGAUAAGUCAUUGGUAACUGGUGAAAUUGAUACUGGAGCGCGAGCCCUUGAUUGAAAUGCGCGGAAGUUUCCACUUGUCGAGCCACAGCUAUCAGAGCCGCAGGGAAACCCGGUGUACUGAGUCGACGACGUUGCCACUAUAGCUAAUUGUGGGCCAUUAAUUGAUUGACGGCCACCAGCUCCAGACACGCCCCCUCAGCGGGACACGGACACAAGUAAUUCAAUAAUUAAAGAAACGUUCCUGGGAAAGCAGCACACAGUACUUAGUACCUAGGAGUACCCAGUAACCAGCAACCAGCAACCAGCAACCAGCACCAAGGACACCGGACACAGCCAUGAAGGGGCAACAGGAGGCGCAGGAGGAGCAGCUGGUGCCGCCGUACAAGCCAACAGUCAUCGUCAAGGAUGUGGCCAAGGAGAAGGAUCCGCUGGACAAGGACAAGCCGCUCGGCGAGAGCAAGCUGGCCGUGCUGCGGCAGGAGCUAAUGGUCUUCUUGGGCAACAGUGGUGUCCUCGGCUCCGGCAUGGUGGUCAGCAUGCCGGCCGUCACUCUCAAUCAGCUGCACGACGAGACGCAGCCCUUUUGGCUCAACAAGGACGAGUCCAGUUGGUUCGCCUCCAUCCAGAACAUGGCCUGUCCCUUGGGCGGACUCCUGGUUAGCUACUUCCUGGACCGCAUCGGACGCAAAUACACCAUCCUGCUCACGAACCUGAUUGGACUCAUUGGCUGGAUCCUGCUGGUCACCAGCUUCAUGCACGACAAUCGGGACAUGAUCUACUACCAGAUGCUCCUGGGUCGCGCCUUUGGCGGCAUUAUGAUCGGGAUGUUUGUGUCGCCGGUGGGCGUUUAUUCGGCGGAAAUCAGCCUGCCGCGGAUCCGGGGCCGGCUCAUUCUGGGCACUUCGCUGGGCCUGGCCAGUGGCAUCCUGCUGAUGUACUGCCUGGGCUACUUCAUACGCCACAACAUUGUGCUGAUCUUUGCCAUAAGCUGUGGCUACCAGCUGAUGGCCACCCUGCUCGUCUUCCCCAUGCCGGAGUCGCCCAGCUGGCUGCUGACCAAGGGGCGCGAAGAGCGGGCCAGGACAUCGCUCAGAUACUUCCGAGGGCUGCCAAAGAAGGAGGCGGACUACGUGCCGGAAUUCGAGGCUGAGCUGGCGCACAUGAAGGAGGUGGCGGAUGCCAGCAUGAGCACCGCAGCCAGCGAGUCCCUCAGCCAGAUGAUCCACCGACCGGAGGUCUACAAGCCCGUGCUGAUGAUGACCACCUUCUUUGGCUUCCAGCAAGCCUGCGGCGUUGUGGUGAUCAUUGUGUACGCCGUGCAGAUUGCCCAGCAGGCGGGCGUAACCAUCGAUCCGGUCCUGGUGGCCGUGAUGCUGGGCGUGGCCCGGAUCAUUACCACCUUCUUUAUGAGCGGCAUCUUUGAGAAGUGGGGCAGGAAGCCGUCCGGCAUAUUCUCGGCCACUGGCAUGGGCUUCUGCAUGCUUCUGCUGGCCGCCGGCAGCUGGUUCCCGCAGUCGGUGGGCAUGAUCCACUGGCUGCCCGUCUUGUGCAUCGUGGCCCACAUCGUGUUCUCCACCAUGGGCAUGCUCACGCUGCCCUUCUUCAUGAUCUCGGAGGUGUUCCCGCAGCGAGCGAGAGGCAGUGCCUCCGGCAUUGCCGUCUUCUUUGGCAUGAUCCUGGCCUUUGUCAUGCUGAAGAUCUAUCCCAAUAUGGAGGCGGCCCUCGGCACCGCCAACCUGUUUGCCUUCUAUGCCGGCAUAUCCUUCCUGGCGGCCGCCUUCAUUGGCGUCUUUGUGCCGGAGACAAGAGGUCGGACGCUCGAGGAGCUGGAGGAGCGCUGGCAGACGGGCAAGUUCUCGCGACGCCUCACAGUGAACAACCUGAAGGAUGUGGAAUUGCAUGAGGUCUUCCUGAAGAAGUAAUCAACGAAUGUGUAGAUUCCAAUUAAUCGAGAAGCAAGGACAAGUCCCGGGAGAGAAGGGGUUAUAGCUCGAUUCCAGUGACACGCCUCAUUAUUAUUUAUUAAUCUUAAGUUAAAUUCUUCCGAAAUAAUUGGAUAGAAAAAUAGGUUCCCUUUUUUUUUUUUUUUUUUUUUUCCUUAAAAGUUUAAUUUAAAAACCAAGAAGGAUGCUAUGGAAUCAGUGGAAUCUGGCUAUAGAGUUUUGAAACGGGUCCCGGGGUAUUCAAUCUGUGAUGUGUUAAGUACUUAGCAGCCUUGGCGGCCAUGGAAUGCGGCGUGUAGACAAUUUGAUGAACAAUAAAAACCAUUUACCAAGUAAA